CAUUUCUUCAAACAUGGCCGUGUGUAGCUGAAAGUUGUCGCGUAGUUCCCGAAAUCAUUGUGGUCGCGAGAUUAUCCCGAAAAUAGUGAAAUGAACGGUGACGGGGACAGUGAACCGUGGUUAUCGGGAUGGGAGCAACAGUGUGCGGACUCCGUGGACGAGCAGCCCGACUUCGAGCAAUCCCUACGUGACGAAUUCGAGGAUUCUCACACGCGAAUAUGGACUGCCUUCCAGGACUCCGCCGCAGCUAUAGCGCAGUUGUAUCGCGAUCGUGUGACCGGCGAGCCCGCGACGCUGUGGCUGCAAUUCCAGACAGCCGCGGGAACAGUGACUUCUUUGUAUAAAGAAUCUUCAGAUAGUAUACGGAAAUCAAGCGAUUUGGCUAAACAAUCAGGAUACCAAAAACGAAAUAAGGAAAUACUCAAUUGGGCGAAGAGGAAACGACGCUUGAUCUGCAGGGAGGAUCUGCUUGCCUAUCUCUCAGGAAAACUUCCGCCGAAACCUAAUCACCAUCAGUACCAUCACCACAGCCACCACAGGAUUCCCAUGUCUCCUCGCUCCAGGAACAUAUCGCCGCCCCCGGGGGUGCAGCCGCCGGAGUCCCUCGGUCUCAACACCGAACUGCACACAUUCAGAGAGGCCUUGGCGCGGUCGCCCCUGUCCUGCAUCGCCCGCGGUCCGGACCUGUGCGCCUUCAUCACCGGCGAGAUGGCCAGGCACUGCAAGAGACCUGCGAGUCCGUCUGACGUCACAAUGGACAGCCCCACGCAACAGAAAAGACCUCGGUACAUGUGAAACGCCGUCGAUCCUGCCGUAGAAUUUCCAAGUUGAAGUUGCCUUCCGUUUGUACACUAGGUUGAAAUUUCGUUCUCGUUUUUGGUGCUCCGAUUUGUUUUCAGUCUGUGAUAAGCCCGAAUGUCUAUUCUUUUGUUUUUACCCGGAAGGCGCGUCGGGGGUCGCGCAGCUUUGGUUUUCAUUCGACUCGCCAACUGGUCUCGUGUGCAGGAGCGGCGGAAACUAAAACACCUUUUCAAAUAUUCGAAGUAGUAAUCUAGAUUAAGGCAAUGAAAAAUUUCAAAAAUGGCCAUUGCGUAACGUGUAAAUAAGGUUUUUUUUUGUUGAAUGCUUGUUGAAAAUUUUUCGUUUUACAUCUAUAAGACAAAUCAUUAUAAAAUGUAUAUUAUAGAGGUGCCUCGGUGGAUUUUUUAUAUACGCGAAGCCUUCCACUUGUGAGAAUCGAUAAUUCAAGACAGACUGCCAUUAUUGUUCUUAAUUUUUAUUUGUAUCGUGCGAGGUUGAAGUACCAUUUUUUAGAAACGUUCGAGAAGUACCGACUCUCAGGUCCGACAAAUACGAUCUACACGCAGGUUUAUAUUGAUUUCUCUUGUAUUUUCUAUUGUUGUUUUCUGGUAUGUAUAUGAGGUUCUUAUUUUCAACAAGUGUUACUAGACUGUACGGAUAUUUGCACAUAUUUAUUUGACUUUUUUUAAGAUCCUUGUUACUUUGUUUCGAUUUAGUAUGAAAUUUUUAAAACCAACCAUGUUUUUUAAGUGCUUCAGUGAUGUAAUUAUUAUGUAAAUUAUUGGUCUAAUAUACUAUUGGUCUAAA
Molecule: messenger RNA, 1608 nt
Organism: Zophobas morio
Lineage: Eukaryota; Metazoa; Arthropoda; Insecta; Coleoptera; Tenebrionidae
Product: HUWE1-associated protein modifying stress responses
Exons: 4
Coding region: 91-795 (234 amino acids)
Source: RefSeq, a predicted model, not a curated record